Messenger RNA from Salvelinus fontinalis (brook trout), 1605 nucleotides. It is a transcript of the gene penkb, whose product is annotated as proenkephalin b. Gene Ontology annotation, molecular function: opioid receptor binding. Gene Ontology annotation, biological process: sensory perception; chemical synaptic transmission; neuropeptide signaling pathway. Gene Ontology annotation, cellular component: plasma membrane; axon terminus; dendrite. Lineage: Eukaryota; Metazoa; Chordata; Actinopteri; Salmoniformes; Salmonidae. The transcript has 3 exons. Bases 314 to 1078 code for a protein of 254 amino acids. The record is from RefSeq and is a predicted model, not a curated record.
UUAAGGGGUGUCUGGUCGCUCAAGCACGACAGAGAAGUCCGCGCAUUUAUAACAAGCCCACAUUGAAACGUUUCGAUGCUCCCAUAGUGACUGAAGUGGCAGGUGCUUUCCCUGCGUUCUCUUCCAAGAUUCGAACUCAGAAAUUAAAGUGAUAAAGUUUGUUUUAGGGCUAAACUAGCCACGCAGUGACUGACUAUAUAGUAGUUCGCUACACCCAACAGCUUUUUCCCUCGAUACAACUGCAACAGAAGAACUUGGAACAUCAGCAUUAUUUUUGAAUUGGUAGGAGGCUACACGACAAACGAGAAAGCCCAUGGCGGUAUCAAUGCGUUCCUUCUGGACGCUGGCUUUAAGCGCGUGCCUUGUGUUGACGGUGAGUGCGGACUGCGGAGCAGACUGCGCAUAUUGUAUUCACCACCUACAACUUCAACAGACAGACAUCAACUCUUUCACAUGUACGUUAGAGUGUGAAGGAGCUCUCAGCACCAAGAAGUCCUGGGAACUGUGUGAGGAUGUCCUGCAGGCUAGAAAUGGCGACAGUCCAACAGAGGGAGACAAGGCUACCACAGAGACCUCCAAGCUGGACAACAAUGACCCACAUCAACUAGUAAAGAAGUAUGGCGGCUUCAUGAAACGCUACGGGGGAUUCAUGAAGAAAACAGCAGAACUGUAUGGUCCUGAACCCGACGAUGUCGACCACGGCAGGGAGAUCCUGUUCAAACGCUACGGUGGGUUCAUGAAGAAGAGUGGCGAGCCAGAAGACACACUGAGUCUGCUCCGGGAACUGGUGAGGAACGUGGAUGGCGGCGUGGAGAAACGCUACGGAGGCUUUCUGAGGAGCGCCAGACAAAGCUCUGACUUGGAGAACGGUAUCCGAGAGCUGCAGAAGCGCUACGGCGGCUUCAUGAGGAGGGUGGGCAGGCCCGAGUGGAGGGAGGAGCAGAAACGCUAUGGAGGCUUCCUCAACAAGCGAGCCUGGGGGGAGGAAGAGGAGGACGAGAUGGAAAAGGAACGCGUCGAGUUGGAAGAUGUUCCUGAUGUGGUAGAGAAGAGAUAUGGAGGAUUCCUGGGAUACUGACCUUCCUAAAUACCUGCCACUGCUCAGUCAUGUUCUGUUUUCUUGUCUUGCCUGCAUUUUUACAGGAUUCUGUAUGUGAUUGGCUGUAGUAAACAUACUGAAGCCUACAUGGUUAUUUUAGUGGUGUGACAUACUGUAGCAUUCACUCUCCAUCUCUAAGAGACUUCCCUAAGCACUUCUCUGACCUCUGACCUCUGUGUGCAGUAGGCUUUGUGAGACUCACUAUUCUUUGUGAGACUCACUAUUCUCAUUGUAGUGACUGAUGUGCCCAAAAUAAAAAGCUUCUCAGACUUAUCAAACCGAAUAAAUAGCCUACAGUCAGAAUAAGAUAUUUUCUAGACUGGAAUACUUUUUCACACAUCUUGCUUUACUGUGGUUAACGGCUGUCGAUUUUCUAGAUGCAUCUAUUUAUUUUAUUUUCUUGAAAUCCUUGUAACCGCCUGCUUAUCUGUACGUAGAAAAAAAUAAAUUGCUCUAACUGAAGAAUAAUGUGUUUGUCAUGAAUAAAUAUGUCUUAUUACUCUGAA